AGGUUCUUCAAUGAAUGUGCUCGUCCAGGGAGCAGUCCAUGCUCUCGGAUACUACGAAGAUGGAAAAUAUAGCCGAGAACCGGAUUGUUAUGAAAGCAUCCGAGAUUUAAUUCGAUAUCUACGCGAAGACGGUGACGAUCACACUGCUCGAAUCGAAUGCGGGCGGCACAAUCUUGUCGAGCAGGAUUUGGUUCCGAUGGUGAAGUGUGAAGAUUUGACGGAUGAUGAAUUCGAUAUUGCUAUUAGAUUAAUGGUGAACCUGUGCCAACCUGCAAUAUCAACGAUGCGCGGCAAGCCUCCCGCCGAUCGAGAUCAAUGGAAAAUGUACUGGGAACUCGAGGAGAACCUCCGUCGCGCCAAAACCGCCUUCUCCGACGCCCACUUCUUCACUGCCAUCAAAAAACGAAUCGAUAAUUAUUUCAUCGAUACAGAGUACGAGGAUCGCGACGAGAGGCUUCGGCUUGUGGUGGAACGUAUCGUUUUGCUGAUUAAAUACGUGUUUUCCAUCAAUCCGGAUACAUCAGAAGGCCGAAGAACUCGCAUCGAGGAUAGCAGUCAUGAUCGUGUGAUUAUUGCGUUUUUAGAGUCGGGAAUCGAUAAAACUCUGAUGCAUAUCGCGAAUCAGCCGAGAGAAAAAGAGUUCCACGUCACGAUUCUCGACAUUUUCGCGUUGAUCCUGAAAGAGCAGACAGCUGAGGAUCUGGCCACCAAGUCUGAAGAAGUUUCGACAGCUGAACAGAAGAAGACCGAGGAGGAAUUUCGAAAAAUCAUCGAAAACCACGUUGUCAAAGAGACUCAGAAGAGAAAGUCGUUCUCGAGAUUCGGUGGAUCCUACACAAUCAAAGGUCUUAAGGGAAUCUCGGCGAAUUCUAGUCAAGUAGUGUUCAAACCGAUUCAAAACGUGGAAAAGCACAAUUUUCUGGAUGAUCGGAAGGCGAAAAAGCGGGCUCCGAGGAAUAGAAGACCGUUUGAAAUCGACACAAAUUCGCAUUUCGCGUCGUCUGAAGUUCGUGGGAUGCUGAGAGAUAUGGUGAUCCGAAUCAUUGAGACUUGCUUCAACAGGCUUAUGAAAAGCUCGAAAACGACGGUCUUCGUGCAAGUUCAAAAGACAUCCCAAAUCAACUACUUCUUCCUGAUCAAGUUCGUCCUCCGAUUCGUCAGGCUAUCGCGUCAGGAUCAUCUCCUCGAAAGGAUCUCAGAGUGCAUCGGAGUUGAAGCAUUCCACGAGAAUAACGUCCAACUCACGGAAUACGUGGAGAAUGCGACUACGCUGAAGGGAGUCGAAGCUAAGAGUCAUGGGCUGAAGGCUCAGUAUGCUCUCGGAGCUUACAAUGAGCUUGUGCUCCUUCACCGUUAUAUCUACGAGCAUGCCAAGGAGGAGAAUGAACGGAAAUUCGCGAAACGAGCGCUGGAGCAUAUUGUGAACGUUGAGGAGUACAGAGAGCUGCCGAUUUUCAUCAUUAAGAAAUUCUCGAGCUCCGUGCUCUCUAACAACUUUCUCCGAGAGCUUGUGCUCACCACACAUCACUACAUGAAGCUUGUCGAGAGAUUUGUGAAGACAGGAGCAUUGAAGAAAGUCACGAAGAAGGUGAAGGUGCGGAAGGCUACGAAGAAGAGCAAGAUGUCCGAGGAGGAUGUCCGCUCGGAGUUUGAUGGAAUGAGCAAGAAGGAUCUCGAUCGGCUCUGGGAGGAAUCCAAGGGCCUUGUACUUCAAAUUCUGAAGAAAGAAGUGCCGGAGAUGAGGGGAAUGAACCCGAUCGACUCGCAGCUUGAUGUUCCCGUAGAUGCUCAGCAGAAGUUUGCCAAGCUUUCGAUUCAAAGAUCGUUGAGAUCCAGAGGAUUUCCAGCAGCGGUUGGGCUGUACCAUGCUUCGAGGGCCUUGUGGCCUGAGAGUUUUAAAAGAGGACUAACGGAUUUCCAGGAUUCUCCGGGAGAGGAGGAUCAGCUCCAAGAGCUCGAGCAACUUCUCAAGGCUGACAUGAAAAAAGUGGCGAAGGACCUGAAAAAAGCGGAAAGCUGCAAAACUUGCGACGAGGAUCCAGCUUACAAGAAAUAUGACAAAAUGGACGCCACAGCUCUUCAAUCCCUCUGGGAGCAAUCCACAGACACCUUGGCUCGGAUCCUGAGCCACGAGCUCCCAGAGUCCGAAUCCACGAGCCCGGUCAAUUGGCAGCUCGACAUCACGCCAGACGUCCAGCAAAAGUUUGCGAUGCUCGCAAUCCAGCGCGCCCUCCGCGCCCGGGAUCUCCCAGCAGCUGUGGGCCUCUACCACACUUCGAGGAAGCUCUGGCCCGGAGAUGAAGCCAUCUUUGGAGCACCUGGAAUCGGUGUUGAGGAGGAGAUUGCCGAGCUGAAGGCGAUCCUGGAAGCGGAUUUGCACGAGGUGGCGAGGGAGAUGAAGGUGGCAGAGGAUAGAGCUGAAGAUCCCGACGAAGAGGAUCCGGCGGAGCCAUAUGAUUCGGAGCAAGAAGAGGAAGAAGAGGUUCCUGCUUGGAAAGUUGAAGAGAUCGACUUCCAAUUCGACUCUUAUGUUUGUAAAUUUUCAAAUGUAGACGUUCUCAAGUGGUAUGUCUUCCUGCUCAACGACUUCUCGAAAAACUCCACUGAGCUCAACCAAGCCCUCGUAAAAAUGCUCCAUCGAAUCGCAUUCGACUUGAAGCUGCCCAUCAAGCUCUACCAAGUCUCCCUUUUUCAAGUUUUCUCGAAAGUCAACGAGCACUUCACUCACCUUUCCAAAGAUCUUCGAAAGUCUAGCCGACUCUACGAGCUCUAUCAAUUCGGCUUUCAUUUGCUCAAGAAAUUCUUCUCAAAAUUCACAGGUGACUUGGCGAUUGAAGCCCUGUUCUGGAAGGGACCCCGGGAAUGUUUCGAGAUUGAGAAUGGAUAUGGAUCUUGGGUUAAAAGCCGAGAAGCUGAUAUUCGAGUUUGGACAGAGGAUUUGGAGAUUGAGCUCAGGAAUUUGUAUGAGGAGUAUAGGACGAUGGAGACUAGAGAUGGAAUCGAUGUUCUGGACUUUAUCGAGCACAAUCUGUCACGUGCCCGAUCUCGAAAAAAGGUGGCCAAAAAACUAAUCGAAUUCGGUUUUGAUCUACUCGGAGCAAAAUGGAAAAAUUCGGAUAAAGCUCGAAUGGACUCGGUUCUUCCAAUUGGAGAUAUUCAGAAAUGGUACGAUGAGUGGAAAGAAGCUGGAGCCCGAGGAGAUUUGGUUAAUGUUCUUCAGGAGAAGCUCAAUGAAGAUUUGGGAAUGGAAAUUUCGCGGAAAAAGAUUUUGAAACAACUGGCUCAUAUGGAUAUUUUGUACGAGAAGCCGAAAAAGGAGAAGCCGUUGCCGCAGUGGGAUACGGGAUUGAUUGAAGAGUUGAAGAAGCUCAAAGAGCAAUAUGAUGAUAUUCCGGAUGCUUUGAAUAUGCUUGGUGUGAAUAUUGUCCGAUAUGUGAUGAAAAGAUUAUCCGAAAAGAAGCCAACACGACAAGUGGAACGACAUCUAGAAUCACUGGGCGCCACAAUUCCGGAGAGAUCAAAAAAAUCCGAGAAAAACGGCAAAAAAUUCGAUGAUUUUUUGAAUGAUGAUGAUGAUGAUAGUGAAAAUGAUGUCGGAGGAGGCUCAGAGGAUGAUGAAGAGGAGGAAAUCGUGAUGAAGAGUAAACGAAUUAUUCCGGAUUCUGAGGAUGAAGAGGAGCACAUUGAGCAAGAAGAAGCUCAAAAGAAAUUGGAAAAAGUCGCUGAAAAACCAAAUACUCUAAUGGGAAUGAUUGCUGGGAGAAAACGGAAGCUUGCUCAGCUGGAAAGUGAUUCUAGUGAUGAAAGUGACGAUGAUGAUAGUGCUGAAAAAGAAGAGAAAAAGCUACCAGCUGCAGAGGAUGAUAGUGAUUUGGAAGAGGAUGCUGUUAUUUAUAAGAGAAGCUAUGUGGAUGCUCUACUAACAGGCGGCUCAAUUGCUGGAAAUGGAAUCACAGAAACAAGACGUGAUACUUCGGAAGAACGAGAAGAUGAUGAUGAUGAAGAUCCAUUCACGAAGAAGCUCACAUUUAAGAGACGAAUUGUGAUGUCGGAUAAUGAAGAUGAAGCCUAAGACGACUGAUUUUUUGUGCCAUUAUUUUAUUCUAUUUUGAUAUAUUCACUUUAUUAUGAAAAAUUCCUUUUGAAAAAUGUCAAUUUUCAGUGAAAAUUUUUUUUUUUU
Caenorhabditis elegans is the source of this 4180-nucleotide messenger RNA. RefSeq names its product Protein timeless homolog (gene tim-1). The record is from RefSeq and is marked reviewed. Bases 11 to 4072 code for a protein of 1353 amino acids. Lineage: Eukaryota; Metazoa; Nematoda; Chromadorea; Rhabditida; Rhabditidae. The transcript is spliced from 7 exons. Gene Ontology annotation, cellular component: nucleus.